AUGACGCGCCAGCGUCCUUGGCCUCCUUCCCCUCCUCCUCCUCCUCGCCUUCGUUUCCUACCAGCAGCAGCGACCGACAGCGGCGCCGGGAUGGCGAGGCUCUCGCCGGGUUGUGGGGCGGCGGCGCCGCAGGUGGACACGGGCAAGUACGUGCGCUACACCCCCGAGCAGGUGGAGGCGCUGGAGCGCGUCUACAACGACUGCCCCAAGCCCACCUCCCUCCGCCGCCAGCAGAUCAUCAGGGACUGCCCCAUCCUCUCCAACAUCGAGCCCAAGCAGAUCAAAGUUUGGUUCCAGAACCGCAGGUGCCGGGAGAAGCAGCGCAAGGAGUCCUCCCGCAUGCAGACGGUGAACCGGAAGCUGACUGCGAUGAACAAGCUGCUGAUGGAGGAGAAUGACCGGCUGCAGAAGCAGUUGUCGCGCCUCAUCUUCGAGAAGGAGGCGGCGACCAAGAGUCUCAAGACUCAUAUCCACAAUGCUUCGGCGGCCACCACGGACACGAGCUGCGACUCCGUGGUGACGAGUGGUCAGCACCAUCAGCAGCAAAACGCCAUUGUGCCGCGUCCGCAAAGGGAUGCGAACAACCCAGCUGGUCUCCUUGCUAUCGCUGAGGAAACCAUGGCAGAGUUCCUGUCCAAGGCGACAGGGACUGCUGUCGAAUGGGUGCAAAUGGUUGGGAUGAAGCCUGGUCCGGAUUCCAUUGGAAUCAUCGCUGUUUCGCACAAUUGUAUUGGCGUAGCAGCCCGAGCUUGCGGUCUUGUGAGCCUUGAGCCCACAAAGGUUGCGGAGAUCCUCAAGGAUCGUCCAUCUUGGUAUCGCGACUGUCGUUGCGUUGAAAUCCUCCAUGUUUUCCCCACGGGUAAUGGUGGAACUAUCGAGCUAAUCUACAUGCAGACUUACGCGCCGACAACUCUGGCGGCACCACGCGACUUCUGGACACUCCGCUACACCAGCGGCCUGGAAGAUGGCAGUCUUGUGAUCUGUGAGAGGUCACUGACUCAGUCCACAGGCGGUCCAUCUGGGCCUACUACUCCAAAUUUUAUCAGAGCUGAGGUGCUCCCUAGUGGUUUUCUGAUUCGACCAUGCGAGGGAGGUGGCUCCAUGAUCCACAUUGUGGAUCAUGUUGAUUUGGAUGCCUGGAGUGUGCCUGAGGUCCUUCGACCGCUCUACGAGUCUCCCAAGAUCCUUGCGCAGAAGAUGACUAUUGCGGCACUGCGACACAUCAGGCAAAUCGCUCAUGAAUCAAGUGGUGAAAUUCCGUAUGGAGCUGGCCGGCAGCCUGCAGUUCUCAGAACCUUCAGCCAAAGACUCAGCAGAGGCUUCAAUGAUGCUUUAAAUGGAUUUCCGGAUGAUGGGUGGUCCUUGUUGAGCAGUGAUGGUGCUGAGGAUAUUACCAUCACAGUAAACUCGUCCCCAAACAAGCUUGUUGGAUCCCAUCUCAGCCCCUCCCCGCUCUUUUCUGCUAUCGGGGGUGGCAUCCUGUGUGCAAAGGCAUCAAUGCUUCUGCAGGAUGUCCCGCCUGCUUUACUUGUGCGAUUUCUGAGGGAGCAUCGUUCAGAAUGGGCUGAUCCUGGUGUUGACGCUUAUUCAGCUGCUUCUUUGAGGGCAGGCCCGUACGCAGUUCCUGGUUUAAGGGCUGGUGGGUUCAUGGGAACUCCAGUUAUACUGCCCCUUGCCCACACCUUGGAGCAUGAAGAGUUCCUUGAGGUCCUUAGGCUGGAAGGACAUGGUUUCAGCCAUGAUGAGAUGCUUCUUGCGCGAGAUAUGUACCUUCUUCAGCUAUGCAGCGGGGUUGAUGAGAAUGCUUCAGGCGCCUGCGCACAGCUCGUUUUUGCACCUAUUGAUGAAUCUUUUGCUGAUGACGCACCUCUGCUACCCUCAGGCUUCCGCGUGAUACCAUUGGACACGAAGACGGACAUGCCAUCUGCCACACGCACACUUGAUCUCGCCUCUUCCCUAGAGGUUGGGUCAGCUGGAGCUCUGCGUUGUUCAAGUGACGCCGCCAACACGAGAUCGGUCCUGACCAUUGCCUUCCAGUUCUCAUUCGAGAACCACCUCCGUGAGAAUGUGGCGGCGAUGGCCAGGCAGUACGUGAGGGCCGUGAUGGCAUCGGUGCAGAGGGUGGCCAUGGCGAUAGCUCCAUCUCGCCUCGGCACACAGAUCCAAAUGAAGCACCCUCCUGGCUCUCCCGAGGCGAUUACACUUGCAAGCUGGAUUGGCAGGAGCUACAGGGCUCACACUGGAGAAGAGAUCCGCUGGUCGGACACUGAAGAAGCAGACUCUCCCCUGAAGCUGUUGUGGAACCACAGCGACGCCAUACUCUGCUGUUCUCUGAAGCCUGCUCCCAUGUUCACCUUUGGCAACAAUGCGGCCCUGGACAUGCUGGAAACGACGCUGGUGAACCUGCAAGACAUCUCGCUGGAGGCGAUCCUGGACGAGGAGGGCCGCAAAGCGCUGUGCUCGGAGUUUGCCAAGGUCAUGCAGCAGGGUUUCGCGUACCUGCCGGGUGGCGUGUGCAAGUCCAGCAUGGGGCGGCAGGCGUCCUAUGAUCAGGCUGUGGCGUGGAAGGUGCUGAGCGAUGACGUCUCUGGCGCCCCGCACUGCCUCGCCUUCAUGUUCGUCAACUGGACCUUCCUCUGAUAGCCGGCAGCCACCAGCAGCAUCAGAUUGCUUGUGUUGUGGUGUUGUCCUAGUAGUACUAUCAUAUGGGAACGGUGCAAUCAUGUAUCCUAGUUAUCGCUCGCUUGCACCUGUCCCGUGUUCUUGUUCAUCGUGGCCAGACCUGAUGAUCUGUAUGUGACUAUGUUUUCUCCUGUGAUGCAAAACCUAUUUGGCAUUCGCCUGUAGUGAUCGAGACCUAUCUGUAUCUACCUA
Molecule: messenger RNA, 2874 nt
Organism: Lolium rigidum
Lineage: Eukaryota; Viridiplantae; Streptophyta; Magnoliopsida; Poales; Poaceae
Product: homeobox-leucine zipper protein HOX33-like
Exons: 17
Coding region: 1-2640 (879 amino acids)
Molecular function (GO): lipid binding; DNA binding; DNA-binding transcription factor activity
Source: RefSeq, a predicted model, not a curated record